This is a messenger RNA of Aspergillus luchuensis, 1158 nucleotides long. RefSeq lists its product as uncharacterized. The coding region runs from base 1 to 1158 and encodes 385 amino acids. Gene Ontology annotation, molecular function: O-methyltransferase activity. The record is from RefSeq and is a predicted model, not a curated record. Lineage: Eukaryota; Fungi; Ascomycota; Eurotiomycetes; Eurotiales; Aspergillaceae. The transcript has 5 exons.
AUGGACUCUAUCAUCGAUCAGAUUCGUACCCUGGCCGGCACGGCUGAUGAGCCAGGUCGCACCAGCAUUUAUAAUGAUCUCCGCUCCCUCCUGCCGGAACUUCAGAGCCCGAUGGAUAUGAUCAUGGAUCUUUUUAACUCUCACCUCAGAGUUUCUGUCAUCAUGCUUGGAAUGAAUGCUGGCCUUUUCCGGAAAUUGGCUGUGGACGACCGCGUAUGGACAGCAUCGGGACUGGCAAAGGAUCUGAGGGUUGACCUGCGGCUUCUGGAACGCAUUCUUCGUUACCUUGCAGCAAAUGGUAUCAUCGAAGAGACGACUGUGGGACAAUUCCGAGCCAAGCGAACAACCAUGAUGCUUGCCGAUGAGCGUUCGGAAGCAUUCGUACUCUACGCAUUCGAAACCUGUGGGCCAGCCAGUCAAGCAUCUCCGGCGUUCUUCGCAGAAAAUAACUACUAUGAUAUUACAAAUAACAAAAUCACCCCAUUUCAAACAGCCUUUCAAACAGACCUCACCUGUUUUGAGUGGUUAUCCAAGCAUCCAAAGCUGUUUAAUUCUUUACAACAAGUCAUGACCAGUCUUCAGUCCGCGAACUGGCUUUCGGAUUUCGACCUCUUCCACCAAGAAGCGGAUCGCGUUGCUCCAAACCCAGUGCAUCCUGGAGAGCCUUUCUUCGUCGAUGUCGGCGGUGGCCAUGGCCACCAGUGUAUUCAACUCAGGGACAAGUAUCCCUAUCUCCGAGGACGCCUUGUGCUGCAGGACCUGCCCGAAGCGGUCGACCACCUUCCUCCCCUGGACGGUAUCCAGGUUAUGGCUCACGACAUUUUUCAGCCACAGACCAUGAAGACAGGAGCAAAGUUCUACUACCUGCGACGGAUCCUUCACGACUACCCGGAUUCUCAAUGCGCCCAUAUCCUUCAACACCUGGCCACUGCCAUGGGGCCUGACUCGAGAAUCCUCGUGGACGAGAUGCUGCUACCAGAUGUGAAUGCAUCAUGGCAAGCGACCCUGGCUGAUAUAUCACUGAUGAUCUCACUUGGUGGUAAGGAGCGAACCAAGAAGCAAUGGACGGAGCUGGCCGAGCGUGUAGGACUACGCAUUGAGGAGAUACACACCUACGAUCUGGAGUCCAAGACGUCUAUAAUUGUGCUUCGGCACUAA